Molecule: messenger RNA, 1479 nt
Organism: Nelumbo nucifera (sacred lotus)
Lineage: Eukaryota; Viridiplantae; Streptophyta; Magnoliopsida; Proteales; Nelumbonaceae
Product: uvrB/uvrC motif-containing protein
Molecular function (GO): protein binding; DNA binding
Source: RefSeq, a predicted model, not a curated record
CGUCCUCCAGCUUAUGGUGUGGAGUACCAUCUUCUAUCCAUUGAUUCCAUUCUCUCUUCGCCCUUCGCCCUUCGCCGAACUCCUCAAACGUCUCUUCUGUAGCACUCAGAGAAGGUCCUCUUUGAAUAUCUCCAAAGCCGAUGAACCCAGGAACCACUGGCAGGAUGGGAACUAGAAGAAAUUGAUGCCAACCAAGGUUGCUGAGUAUGGAAGAAGAAGUUUCCCAAGGAUUAAAGUUGGAUAGAAAAUCAUGCAAAAAUUAUUGUGAUCAAUCUAGAAGGAUGAAAAUAUAAUAAUAAGACAUUAUUAACAAAGAAUUUACUUCUUCAAAAAUGGUGCACGGCAUGUUAAUGGGAGCUACAACAACCACUGGAAAUAGUAGGUUAUAUGGAACUGCCCUUCUUAGGGGAAGUGAUUGCAAAUCUGUGAAUAAAACCCAUAUUGCCUCCCAAGGUAGAAGGCAACACUGUUGGGGUCCAUAUGUCAUGAGACAUUUCCUGCCAAAUAACUGCAAUCUACCAAGACAAAGUGGAUUGAAAGUUGAAGCUGGGUGGCUUUUUAAUAGAAGUGACCAAGAAAUGGAUGCAAGUUCAGAGCGCAGUGAGAGUGCUAAUGAGGACAUUUUAGUUUUCUUUUUCCAGCUUGACUUAGCAACUCGAGUACAGUAUGCUUUGAAUUUGGAGCAGUAUGAUGUUGCACAACAAUUAAGAAACAAACUCACUGAGGUUGAAGAAGAGAUUGUCAGGCAGCGGGAUGCUAAAAGGGGUUCAACCUCUAAGACUGAAGCUCAGGACAAGGCCAUAAGUAUUCUACGUUUGCGUGCUGACAUGCAGGAAGCAAUUGAGAGUGAGAACUAUGCUGUAGCUGCUGAAUUGCGAGAUGAAAUUUCAAAAUUGGAGGCAGAAUCUCUGGCUGCAUCAGCAAAAGCUCUGGCAUAUGAGAAUGCACAGUAUGCGUUUCGUUUAGGACAGAAAGUGAGGCAUAAAAUAUUUGGCUACCGUGCUGUGGUUUGUGGAAUGGAUCCUGUUUGCUGUGAAUCAAGUUCAUGGAUGGAAAUUGCACAAGUUGAAAAGUUGCCUCGGGGGUCCAAUCAACCAUUUUAUCAGGUCUUGGUUGAUGUACAUGUUGAUCCUAACCUCCUUGUGGCUUAUGUUCCUGAGGAUAACUUAAUAGCCUUUGAUCAGCCAGAUAUGGACAGAUUUGAUCAUCCCUAUAUUUCGUUCCUAUUUUAUGGAAUGGACACAGCUGGAGAUUUUGUCCCAAUAAAGCAGUUGCGUGAGAAGUUCAACAGGCCCCGUCAUGAAGUGCCUGUGGAUCCACAGAAUGAAGAAGAUGGUAGAGAAGGAUGAAGGAACAGAAGUUAGAACCAUGGACUAUAUCCUGACUACAAGCCAGUGAAGCUCACCUGUAUUGUAUAUGCUCAUCUCAGUGUUUGUACAUAUAAUAUGAUGAAAGUGAAAGUUCAGUAUUACCAUAUUA